AUGAGUGAUAAUACAAUGAAUACAGAAGAAAUCGAAAAUGAAAAUGGAUUUGAUAUUAUUAAUGAUUUUAAUAAAGUUUUAAAGUAUAAUGAAAUUUCAUUAAAAUCAUUUUCAGAUCAUUCAUCAAAUCAAUGGAGAGAAUUCACAAUUGAUAGUAAUAGUCAAGGUUAUUAUGGUUAUAGUAAUAACAAUGAUAUCAAUUUUAUUCAAGAUAAAUUCACAUCAACACCAUAUAGAUCUGGUGGUUUUAAUUAUAAGAAAUCACCAUUAACUGAUGGUAGAUUCAUAAUUUGGAGAUUGGUUAAUAAAUCAUCAACAUUGGAAUUAUGUGAACAUUAUUCACAUCAUUCAUUAGAAAGUAAUCAAAUUAGAAUUCAUUUCAAUAAUACAUCAAUCAUUGGUGAUGUUUUCAUUCAAGAAUUAAAUGAUUAUGUUAUCAUUAUGGUUACAACUAUUUCAAAAACAAUUUAUCGUUUCUUAUUACCACAUCCAUCAAUAAUUGAACAUUCUGAUUCUAGAGUUGGUAUAAAAAGAAAAGUUGAAGUUGAUAGUUUUGGUAGUGGUAGUGGUAAUAAUAAUAAAAGAAAUUAUAAAUCUAUAUUUUCAAAUUUAUUAAAUUCAAAUUUAGAUAAUCAAUGGUCAAGAGUUAGAGGAGUAUUACCAGACUCAUUUGAACCAACAGUUAUUAGAUAUUAUUCAGCUACUAAAUUAAUCAUUGGUUCAAGUGGAUCAGGUUCAACUUGGUUAGAAUUGAGUGAUAUUAAACAAAGUGGUGAUAUCACUGUUAAGAAAUUCGAUUGCAAAGAAGGUCAAGGUUUCUUUAGUUCUUGGAAAUGGGGUGAAAAACAAGAACCUGUUCAAGAUAUUCAAUUUUUAUCAACAACAACAAAUAGUAAUAAUAACAAUAAUUUCCCUUUAGCAUUAAUUUUAUUAAAUAAUUCACAAUUAAAAGUUUGGUCUGCAAAUGAUAAAAAGUUUAUAAAAGAAAUUACAAUUUCACCUGAAAAUUGGAAUAACAAUAAUAACAAUAACAAUGAAAAUAAUAAUAAUAAUAAUAAUAAUAUACCUACAUCACCAAAUAUAAAUUCAAAUCAACAACAGCAACAACAACAAAACCUAUCAUUAAUUCAUAAGAGAUUUAAGAUUUACCAAAGAUCUACUAAAAGUUUCUUAUUGGUUGUAUAUUUUCAAUUUAAUUCAGAAUCUCAAUUCCAAUUUUUCUCAGGCACAAAUGAUUUCUCAAAUGGUAUAAACAUAAAAGAAGAAAGAUUUGCAUUUUUAAAAGGAAAAGGUUUAAUUGAUUUUAAUAUUCAUAAUGGAAUUUUAUAUUCAAUUUGGAGUCAAAUUAAAGAAAGAAAUUAUAAUAGAGGUAGAAUUAAUAGAGAUCAAGAAUUUGAUGAAGAUGAUAAUAAAUUUGAUAGAAACCAUUUUGUUGAUGAUAAUAAUGAUCAAGAAGAGGAAGUUAUAUUUAAACAUAUUUAUAUUGGUGAUUUAAUUAAUUUCAAUCAUCAAAAAUUGUCAACAUCAAAUGGUAAUGGUAAUGGUAAUGGUAAUAAUAAUUUAGAAAAUGAAAAAGAAAUUAAUAUGGAAUAUAAUCAAUUUUAUAAUGGUGAAAUGAUUAAUACAUUUGAUAAAUAUUAUGAAACUAUUAUUGAACAUUCAGAUGAAGAUUCUGAUCAACCAACUGAUCAAACUUAUUAUUAUAAUCUAUUAUUUAAUCGUGGUUUAUUCUCACCAAAUUCAAUUGAACAAGCAUUAAAUGAAUAUAAGAAAUUGAAAGAUAUAGAUGAUCAUGGUGGUGAUAAUGAUGUUGAAAUGAAUAAUGGAUUUGAUAAUGACAACUCUUUAGAAUCUGUAGUUUCAAAUAUCUUAAAUCAAGAAGACUUUAAAUUUCAAUCAAAUGAACAAUGGUCAAUCUUUUUUAAAUUAUGUACAAAAUUUCAAAAACAAACUUGUUUACUUGGUUCUGGUUUAUUCAUUGAACCAACUUCAUCAAUUAUAUUUUUAAUUAGAUCUAAUCAACUAUCAAUUAUGAAACCAAUGAAACCAAUUGAAUGUUUAUAUACAAUUAGUAAUAAUAUUAAUAAUAGUAAUAUUAUUAGUGAUAAACAAUUUUAUAAUAUUAUUUUAAAUUGUUUUGGAUCAAAUUCAAAUGUAUUGGUUAAUGAUUUCUUAUAUUUAAUGAAAUGUUGUAAUUUUAUUGAUAGAUUUAUAAAGGAUGAUUAUAGAUCAUUCGAAUAUGAAUUAUCACGUCAACAUGUUAAUCAUACUUUAUUAAAAGUUUCUGAAAAAUUAAUUGCAAAUUCUUAUAACAAUUCAAAUAAUAACAAUAAUAAUAAUAAUAAUUCAAAUAAUAAUAAUAUUGAAGAUAAUAUUAAUAAUUAUUCAAUUGGAUUUAUUAAAUUAUUUAAACUAAUUGAAAAUCCAAUUGAAACUAUUAAUUUAAUAUUAAAGAAAUUUAAAGAAGAAUUUUCAAAUCAAAAUGAUAUGGUCAUUCAAUUACAACAAGGUUAUAAGAAUAUUGAUAAAGGUUGGAGUGGUGAUUUAUUUGCAGAUAUCUUAACAAAUUGUUUCGUCUCAACAAUUGAAAUUAAAUAUCAACUAUUGACAAAGUUAUCAUUAUUAUUGGGUACAGUUUCAAAUCUUAGAACUCAUUUAGGUAUUGAUACAAAAACAUUAUUUACAUUGGAGAAAUCAAUUUUACCAGAUUCAAUUAAACUUUUAUCAACUUAUUAUUUAUUAAAUUGGUUUACAAAACAAAAUUUCAUUAAAUCAUUUGAUAAUUCAACAACAAGUGAUAUUGAUAAAAUUUUAAUUUCACAAAAUCAAUAUGGUGAUGAUAGUGAUAAUAAUAAUAAUAUUAAUAAUAAUGAAUAUUAUGAAGAUCAACAACAACAACAAAAUCAACAACAAUUUACAAUUUCAAAAAAUUUAAAUAUUUUAACAAUUUUAAUUAAUAGAAAUUUAAAUCAAUUUACAUCAAAGAAUGAAUUUUUUGAAAAUAUUGAAAAACAAUUAUCAAAAUUAUUAUGUGUUUUAGCACCACAUAUGGAUUUAUUUUCAAUGGGUUGUUAUUUAGUUGAAAAGAAUCAAUAUAAACAAUUGAUGGAAUUCCUUCAAAUCAUUGAAAAUAAUGAAUUAAUUGAAAUGAUUACACCAUUCUAUUAUUUAAUGGGUAUUUGUUAUGCACAUUACUCGAAAUUCAAUGAAGCUUAUCAAUAUUUAUUGAAAGCAACAGAAUCAAUUGAAAAUCAAAAUCAAGAUAUGUUAAAGAUUUGUUCAAUCUCAAAGGAAGAAUUAGUUUGUAGUUUAUUCGUUGAUAUUCCAAUUGAUAAUAGAAUGAUGAAUCAAACCAAUGCCAACACCACUCAAACUCUAAUUAGUAAUUAUUAUUUGAAAUGUAUUAAAAUAUUUGAAACUAGAAAUCAACCUGAAUUCAUCAUACAAUUUAGUUUAUUUGCUAUCGAUUAUUUAACUUUAGAAAAAGAGAAUUUCUCACGUUUAGAUUAUUUAAAUAAAUUGGAAUCACUUUAUUCUUUAGUUUUCAAAUAUUCUUUAAAAAUUCAAGAAUAUGAUUUAGCAUUCACUGCUUCAACUCUUAAUCCAAAUCAAGAUGUUUCACAAGAAAAUAAAAGAAGAUUAAUUUUAACAUUAUGUGAAAAUAGUGUUACAACUGUAAAUAAUAAUAAUAAUAAUAAUAAUAAUAAUAAUACAAAUAAUAAUACAAAUAAUAAUAAUAAUAUUGGUAGUGGUAAUAGUAUUAAAGUUUUAUGUAAAUUACCAUUUCCACAAAAAGAUAUUGAAGAUAAUUUAUUAAAAUUAGCAUCUGCUCAAGAUUUAAAUAAGAAACCAGAUUAUCAUACAAUUCUUUAUGCUUAUUAUAUAAGUAGAUGUAAUUAUCGUAAUGCUUCAAUGAUUUAUUAUGAACGUUCAAUUAGAGUAAAUAUUGAAGGAUUAGGUAAAUCGCGUGGUAAAUCAAUCUUUGAUCAACAACAAUUACUUGAUACUAAAUUGGAAUUAUUAUCAACAACAAUUAAUACUUUGAAAUUAUUAGAUCCAUCUGAUCAAUGGAUUGAAAUUAAUAGUAGUUCUUUAGAUAUUAGAUCAACUAAUAUUUAUAAUAAUAAUAGUUCGUUAAAUAUUGCCAAUCAUCAUCAACAUCAACAUCAACAACGUAAAUUUAAUUAUAUUGGUAAUAAUGAUGAAUUUAAAGAUAUUUCAGUUGUAACAUUAAAAGAAAUUGAAAAAGAGUAUAGUUAUUAUUUAGCAUCAAAACAUUUAUGUUCAAUUGAUAGUCAAAUUAAUAGUGAUUUCAUAUUAUCACCACAACAGUUAUUAGAAAAGUUAAUUCAAUAUUCAUUAUUUGAUGUUGCAUUUUCAUUGGCAAUCACUCAAGAGAUUGAUUUAGGUGCAAUCUUUGAAUCAUUUGCUUCAAAAUGCGUUCAACUUCAAUUGAAUCCACAAUCAAAUCCAUUCUUUAUAAAAAAUACAAAUGGUUAUGGUAGUGGUGUCAUAGGUAAUGGUGCCAAUAAUAAUAAUAAUAACUAUGGUUUUGAUUGUUCAGAAUUGCAACAUCUUAAAGAUAAAGUUACAUUGACUUGGAAAGUUUUAGAAAACUAUUUACAACGUUAUGAUUCAGAUAAGGAUUUCCAAUGUUUAUCACCAUCAGAGAUUAAUGAAAAUAGUCAAAAUCCAAAUACAAAAGCUACAAUCAUUGGUAAUCAACAAAUGCAAUUGAGAAUGUUUGGUGAGAUUCAACAAGGUAGUUUGGUCGAUAGAGAUUGUAAUGGUUGUUCAUUCCGUGUUUCAGAUUCAAAAGGUUUCUAUUUAGAUGUUCACUAUAGUCAUCGUGUACCACCAUUCUUUAAUGAUACUCAAUCAGGUCAACAAGUUAUUGUCAUUGGUAAAUUACAAGAUGGUAGAUUCAUAGCCGAUAAUGUACUUUGUAAACAAGGUCAAUUACGUUAUCAUGAAUUGGUAGCUGAUACUAUCCUAUAUGAAGGUACUUUGGAUUUACCAACUUGGUUAAUUCAAUGGUUCUCAAAAGGUCGUCAAGAUACUCUAUUCAAAUUAUACUUUAGACAUAGUCGUUUAAUUGAUGCUUCGAUUACUUUAAGAGAUUUAUUUAAACAUGCUCAAUUUGAAUUAAAUCAAAUUAAUAAUAAUAAUAAUAAUAAUAAUACAAUUAAAACUUCAUCUCAAAUAACUUCUAAAACAAUAUCUUUGAAUAUCCCAUAUGAUUUAAUUGAUAGAUUCUUUAUUGAAGCAAAGAAAAUUAAAUCAUCAAUAAUCGAUCAAAAAGAAAAACAACAAUUAACUCAAGAAUUAACUUUGGCUGAAAAUGAAAUGAUUAAAUAUUUUAGUAAAGUGAAUUAA
Dictyostelium discoideum AX4 is the source of this 5376-nucleotide messenger RNA. RefSeq lists its product as hypothetical. Bases 1 to 5376 code for a protein of 1791 amino acids. NCBI's taxonomy places the organism in Eukaryota, Evosea, Eumycetozoa, Dictyosteliales, Dictyosteliaceae. Gene Ontology annotation, biological process: protein-heme linkage; intercellular transport; nucleocytoplasmic transport. Gene Ontology annotation, cellular component: nucleus; nuclear pore; plasma membrane. The record is from RefSeq and is a predicted model, not a curated record. The transcript is spliced from 4 exons.